This is a messenger RNA of Scophthalmus maximus (turbot), 1092 nucleotides long. RefSeq names its product tumor protein p53 inducible nuclear protein 2 (gene tp53inp2a). Bases 250 to 711 code for a protein of 153 amino acids. The record is from RefSeq and is a predicted model, not a curated record. The transcript has 4 exons. Gene Ontology annotation, biological process: positive regulation of DNA-templated transcription; autophagosome assembly. Gene Ontology annotation, cellular component: autophagosome; nucleus. NCBI's taxonomy places the organism in Eukaryota, Metazoa, Chordata, Actinopteri, Pleuronectiformes, Scophthalmidae.
GGUUGAAUAUUUGAAACGCUACACAACAGCCCCGCCUGAGUGCCGCAGCAGCUACAGGCUUCACUAGGCUUCUAGAAGGAAUUACUGUGAGUUGCCUGUGAGACUUUUGAAAAACGGACACUGCACUAUGGUCCGCGAGUCAAACUGAGAGACACAGACGCAAGCAGUUAAAGACCCUUGGAACAACCGAGCUUCCUGCCAAACAAAGACGGGGACAACAGCGAACACAUCGACAGAAGAUAGAGAGAGAUGUUCAGAACACUCACUCGUCUGAUUUUCGGGGGAGAGGAGGAGAACCCCGAAGAAGUCAAAUCUGGAGAAGUGGUGGAAGAAGGGUGGCUUGUUGUCAAUCAUCACGAGACAAGUUCAGCACCUGAGAACCAGGACGCAGAGCUGACAGACAGCCAACCACCAAACUCCUCUCCUCAUGUAGACACGGUCACCACCAUGGAAACUGAUAUAAGUGUGCCGGAUGCAGAGCCUGCAAUUCAAACCACCAGCAGCAGCAGUCCAACCAUCUCUGGCUCUUUUUCUCACCCCAAAGCUCUGGCAGAGGUGACACAGUCGACCUGCAUCCAGAAGGCCAAGGUGUGGGCAGACCGCCACCACGUGUCCCGUAACGCCAUCCAGCGCCAGAACCGCGUUCGCCAAGCAGUCCAGCACCACUCCUUCCACCUCCAACAGCCAGGACAUCGCAACCUCAGCCACUGAAGCUCUGGUUGUAGACCAGGAAGUAAUCUUUCAGUGUACAUCAUACACAUUAAGAACAUACUACAACACACACAUGGACAGACCUCAAUCUACAUCUAAUCCUGAUGUAACCCACGAUGACACUUGACAACUGCAGCUACAUUAUUACCUGUACUGUAUAUGGAUUUGAAAGAUGUUUACCUCAUGAAAUGAGACACUAUGUUUUCUUGUCUGUGUGCAUUUGAUGAUUUUUUUUUAAAUACAUGUGAAUGAGGAAAAAGUGCAGCUAAUUCAAAAUGUAUCUUUGAACACCAGUGUUGAGAUUUUUGCAUUAACAUGCAUUUAACCGUAUGUACUUAAGUUUUAAAACCUCGUUAUGGAGCAAUAAAAAGUUUGACUUUA